UACAAAGGAGCAGAUCAAGUAACAAAGGUACGUCUUCAAACUUUGAGAGGAGAGUUUGAAGCUUUGCAUAUGAAGGAAGGUGAACUAGUCUCCGAUUACUUUUCAAGAGUUUUAACGGUUACUAAUAACCUAAAAAGAAAUGGUGAGAAGUUAGAUCAUUAGAUCCAAAGUUUGAACAUAUUGUCACCAUUACCGAAGAAACAAAAGACUUGGAGGCCAUGUCAACACAACAACUUCUUGGUUCGUUGCAAGCUUAUGAAGAAAAUAAAAAGAAGAAGGAAGAGAUUAUGGAGCAAGUCCUCAAGGCACACAUGGAUUCAAGAAAAGAAGAAAAUACACACAAUCAAUCAAGGCGAAGUUAUAGUGAAGAACAAGGACGAGGGCGUGCAUAUGGAUGUGGACAAGGACGAAGGCCUAACAACAAUAACCAAAGAGGAGAAAGCUCUAAUAGAGGUCGUGGGAGAGGAAAUCCGAAUUCAAGGUAUGAUAAGUCACGAAUCAAGUGUUACAAUUGUGAUAAGUUUGAACAUUAUGCUUCUGAAUAUAGAGCCCCUAACAAAAAUAAAAUCGAAGAGAAAGCCAAUUAUGCUGAAGAAAGGUGUCAAGAAGAUGGUACCUUGCUAAUGGCUUACAAGGGCGAAGAUAAAGGCGGGGAUAAUCAGUGGUACCUUGACAGUGGAGCAAUCAACCAUAUGUGUGGGAAAAGAAGCAUGUUCGUAGAGCUUGAUGAAUCAGUAAAGGGAAACGUGGCUUUUGAAGAUGAAUCAAAGGCGGCGGUGAAAGGAAAAGGUAAUGUCCUCAUCCGACUAAAGAAUGAAGAACAUCAAUUUAUUUCCAACAUAUAUUAUGUGCCAAGCAUGAAGAGCAACAUCUUGAGCUUAGGACAACUCUUAGAGAAAGGUUAUGAUAUUCAACUUAAGAAUAAUAACCUUUCUAUAAGAGAUAAUACAAGUAGAUUCAUUGCAAAGGUGCCAAUGGCAAGAAAUAGAAUGUUCGUGCUCAACAUUUAAAGUGAUGGCCCACAAUGUCUCAAGAUGUGCUACAAAGACGAAUCAUGGCUUUGGCAUCUUAAUUUUAAAGGAUUAGAGUUGCUCUCCAACAAGGCAAUGGUGAGAGGGCUGCCUUGUAUUACUCACCCCAACAAAGUUUGUGAAGGAUGUCUACUUGGAAAACAAUCUCGAUUGAGUUUUCCAAAUGAGUCAGACUCAAGAGCUCAAAAGCCAUUAGAACUCAUACAUGCA
Messenger RNA from Vigna umbellata (rice bean), 1241 nucleotides. Lineage: Eukaryota; Viridiplantae; Streptophyta; Magnoliopsida; Fabales; Fabaceae. The record is from RefSeq and is a predicted model, not a curated record.